CCUUAUCAGGCCCGAAAUGAACAGCGGGAUGGAUGCUGUUGUCGUGGACUCUAACAUGGAGACAUUCACAGGUUUCCAUUCCAAUCUGGAAGUCACAGUUGGAGUCAUUCGACGAGUCACACCCGACGCUUGUCCACUUCACCCAUCUUCCAUCUCUUCUGCUCCCACUCACUUUUGGAAAAGCGACUGCUGACCACGUCACUCCAUUUCCACCCAACCUUCACCCUUCCCCUUCCAGUUUCUCUCCCCCUUCCCUUCUGAUAUCACGAGUUAAGAUGGGCUCCGCUCAGUGAAGUCUCGCAGCCAUCUCGGCUAUGUUCGUCUAACCCCCUUUUCACAACGACUAACAAGACUCACUGAUUAAUACAAGGAUCUCUGCCCAAGCAGAACAGCUCGCCAUGGCGUGGAAGAAACCUGCCGGCAAGAAGAAGCCUGCCCAACAACAAACCCCCAAGAAGAACAAUGAAGCCAACACCAGUUUCCCCGGGCUCAAGACCCCGGGGCAAACCCCACCAGCAAAGACUCAUUAUCAGGAAGUCCAGGAGAGUGAAGUAAUGGUGCUGCAAGCCAUCUAUGGCGAAGACUUUACCGAACACGAAGCAGCACACGGGGCAUGGCAGAAAUCAGAACCUCGUUUUGACAUCAAGAUCAAACCCUCAGCUGACCAAGAGCUCUCAGUAACACUGGGUGUUGUCAUGGUGGCCACCUACCCAAAGUCCCCUCCAUUGCUGACCAUCAAGGAUGAUCAUAGUCUACGAGAAUCAACCAAGUUCAAGAUCCAAAAGUUUGUGGAAACUCAGCCAAAGAUCUACGCGCAAGCGGAACAGGAGAUGAUAGACCAGAUUGUCGAAGGGAUCCGCGAUAUCCUGGAGGAAGCCGCUCAGAAAAAGGUCCAGGGGCUGGAAAUCCCCUCCCUUGAAGAGGAGAGGGCAGCCCACGAAGCAGAGCUGGCAAGGUUAGCGCAGAGCGAAAAAGAGCGAGAGGAACGGAAGAAGCUCGAAGAGAGCAAGGAAGAAGAAAGAGUCCUCGAAGACAUGCUCCAGGAAGAACUCAAACGCCAGCGAAAUAAAGCAAAAGAAUCCAGAAAGAAGAACAGGAGCCACCAAUUAUCCCCUGACCGUGCUCCGCAAGAUCCUGGCGAGACUGACGAGACGCUCAUGUUUGAUCAGCCCUGCAAGAUCACUGACGACUCCGGUAAUGCCUUGUUCUUCCAAACCGUCAUCGGCAAAACUGUCUUUCGCGAAGGUCCCAUCACCACCGUCUAUAAGGUGAAACCAGUUCUGUCCGCCCGAACAGUGCGCCCCAGCUUAGCCUUGAAGCAAGUAGAAGUCAAGUCACACGGAAAGGAUUCGGCUCAGUUCAAGAAGCAGUUGCAGUAUCUGGAGUCGCAGAUGGAAACACUGAAAAAGCUUCGCCAUCAGAAUCUGCUUCCCUUCCUUGAUUUCAGAAUCGAUCGAGGCAUCAGCGACACCGAUUCUUCGGCGCCGACUAUCUGGACGGUCAGCAUUCUGACGCCCCUCGCCACAAAGGGGCCCAUUGAAGAGCUUCUCGAUCUGGCGGGCCACAUUGACACCAACAAGGCAAAAAUAUGGACGGCCGACCUUCUGGAAGCACUGGCAUUUCUACACAAUAACGGAAUCAUUCAUCAGGACCUUCACCCAGCCAACAUUCUCCUCUACAGAAACCAGGCGGGGGAUAUAGUGCCCAAGAUAACUGAUGCGUUUUAUCAGAGGGAACUUCACAACCUCUGUACAAAGAUAAAGACGCUGACAUCCUCAAGAGCCGCCAAAUCCGCAUACUGGUUUCCGCCCGAAAUCGCAGGCGUAUCGAAACCUCAGUACACUCAAAAGACCGAUGUCUGGGAUUUUGGCAUCGUCUUCCUCCAGAUGAUCUUCGGUUUGGAUGUUGCCGAGAAGUAUCAUUCGCCUUCCGCAUUGAUGGAUUCUCUCUCUCUGUCGGCUCCUCUGGAAGAACUGGUCUCCAAGUUCUUCAAGUCCGACCCUAAGAAGCGGCCACGGGCUUUUGAGUUGAGCUCGAGCGAAUUCCUCGCUACCAACGCACCCAUUAUCGACGACGAAGACAUUGCUGUGCCGGGCUCUUUAAUGCCCAUGCCGCAAACAAUCCCACAGAGGAUGAGGUACGACUCAAUGAGUCGCGGACCCAUGUCUUCCAGAUAUCGGCAGGACUAUGUGGAAGAGGCCCGUCUUGGAAAAGGAGGGUUCGGAGAGGUUGUCCGAGCCCGCAAGAUGAUCGAUGGACACCUAUACGCCAUUAAGAAGAUCACUCAGAGAUCGCAAGAGACACUAUCUGAGAUUCUGAAGGAAGUCCGACUUCUUUCCCAGAUGAACCAUCCAGCUGUAGUGAGAUACUACAACACAUGGCUCGAGGAGGUGCCGGACUACGCGGACACAGAAGGCGAUACUUCAACGGAAGGUGGUGCCACGGAUAUCACAGACAGCUCUCAGGUCACGAUAUCCCACGGCAUUAAUAUCGAGUUUGCCGAGAGCAAAAGCCGAGGCCUGGAUUUCAUGUCCUCCAGUGGCCACCCGGGCAUUGAGUACGAUUACAGCUCAAGUGAAGAAGAUGAUGACGACGAAGACGAAGACGAUGAAGAAGAUGAAUCCGGCAGUGACUCGGACGACGAUGCUGCCACCGUGAGCGGCAAGAGCCACCUCGGGGUUACAGGACGUCGUCCUCGGCGAGGAAGUGCUCGCCCAUACAAGACUGUCAUGUACAUUUCCAUGGAGUACUGCGAGAAGCGGACACUGCGCGACUUGAUAUCUCGGAAUCUGUCCAAGGAAACAGCCGAGAUCUGGCGCCUAUUCCGCCAAAUCCUAGAAGGCCUCUGCCACAUUCACAGCCUCAACAUCGUUCAUCGCGACCUUAAGCCCGAGAACAUCUUCAUCUCUUCAGGACCUGAUGGCCUGGAUAACGUGAAGAUCGGCGACUUUGGACUGGCCACUAGCGGACAGUUGGCGAUAGACAAGUCAACAGCAAGCUUGGAUGCAAGCGACAUGACCAGGAGCAUCGGCACAGCAGUUUACGUUGCCCCUGAGGUCAGGACGGGUGGCAGCGGCUCUUAUACCUCAAAGGUUGAUAUGUAUUCCUUGGGCGUGAUCUUCUUCGAGAUGUCGUACCCUCCCAUGCUUGGAAUGCAGCGCGCUAUGGUCCUUGAGCAGCUGCGCCAAUCCCCUCCAGUUCUGCCCGCUGACUUCAAGCAUAUGGACAAAAACCAUCUCGAGGUUCUGUUGUCACUGCUGACCCACAACCCUAAAGAGCGUCCUUCGAGCUCAGAGCUCAUGAAGAGUGGCAAGCUACCGAUUCAGAUGGAAAGCGAGGCGAUACGGCGUGCGAUUGCUGGAUUGUCGGAUCCCAACUCACCUUACUACCAGAAGAUGCUCGAAACUUUGUUCUCCAGGCCGAUCGAACAAGCAAAGGAUUAUGCCUGGGACAUGUCUUCUUCUGGGCCCUCACCCCAGGAGCUUAUGCGACAGUUCAUCGUCAAAGACACCUUGAUAUCCAUCUUCCGGCGACACGGUGCAGUCGAGGCUCCUACCGCCUGCCUGUAUCCCAGCUCUUCACACUAUGGCCAAAACGCAGUUCAUCUACUAGAUCAGAAUGGUACGGUUCUUCAGCUGCCUUUCGAUCUGAUGAUGGGCCAUGCUCGCUCUCUCGCAAGAAUCACAAACAGCCCCAUUGUCCAGAAGUCAUACUCCUUUGGCAACAUCUUCCGUGAACGUCACGGCGGUGGCCAGCCGGAUGUGUAUGGAGAAGUCGACUUUGACAUUAUCACUUCAGACGCCUUGGACCUUGCUCUGAAAGAAGCUGAGGUCAUCAAAGUUCUGGACGAGAUCGUGACCGCGUUCCCUACCGUGUCAUCCACUCCCAUCUGCUUCCAGCUUGGGCACUCCGACCUCCUGAAUCUUAUCUUCGAGUACUGCGGUGUAGAGGUGGGCACACGGAGGGCUGCUGCUGAGGUCCUCAGCAAGCUCAACAUUCGCAACUUUACGUGGCAAAAGGUGCGUGGUGAGCUUAGAUCGCCUAUGGUGGGUAUAUCGGCAACCAGCGUGGACGAGCUACAGAGAUUUGACUUCAGAGACACCCCGAGCAAGGCCAUUUCCAAGAUCAAGCUCCUUUUCGAAGGAACAGAAUACUAUCAACAAGCUUCAUCAACGUUGGCCCAUCUGAAAGAAGUGUACGAGUACACCAAGCGGUUCGGCGUACAAAACAAAAUCUACAUCGCACCCUUGAGCAGCAUCAACGAGGCCUUCUUCCGCGGUGGAACCCUCUUCUCUUGUCUAUACGACAAAAAGGUCAAAGACGUCUUUGCCGCCGGUGGCCGCUACGACAGCUUGAUUAAGGAACACCGUCCCAAGAUCGGCAACCGGUUCGAAGAGCGCCAUGCGGUAGGCUUCAGCUUGAACUGGGAGAAGCAGCUAGCGAAGCCCGUUCCGAAAGCCACCGGAAAAGCAUUCCUCAAAAAGGCAGCCGAAGAGGAGAGCCAAGGGCUCUUCAACAUCAAACGCUGCGACGUCCUCGUCGCUUCCUUCGACCCCGAAGUCCUCCGCUCCUCGGGCAUUGAGCUCGUUCAGACGCUUUGGGCGCAAGGCAUCUCGGCCGAGCUAGCCCGCGACGCCCGCUCGCCGGAAGAUCUGCUCUCCAAGUAUCGCGACGAGUCGUACUCGUGGAUCGUCAUCAUCAAACAGGACAACAUGCUCAAAAUCAAGACCAUGGGUCGCAAAGACGCGCCCGACGCCGAUAUCCCCGCUAAGGAGCUGCUCAACUGGCUGAAGGCCGAGAUGCGCGAGAACAGGGACGCUCUCAUGCGCGGCACGGGCGGCGGCGGCGGCAUGUCAUCCGGAGCUGCCAUCAAGUUCCGCGGCGGCGGCGGCGGCGGAGGCGGCGGUCUCUCGUCCUUUGGCAUGAACAACUCGGAGCUGAACAGCGGACUGUUCCUGGGCGCGGACGGCGAGCGUGAGCAGGAGGUGCACGUGCUCGUGGCGCAGACGAAGAGCAAGAAGUUCAACCGCCGACAGGUGGUGGAGCAGGCGCAGACGAGCGCGGCCAGGCUGUUGCAGAGCUUCCUGGACGGGCCGAUUGCCGCGAUCGAGACGUCGGAUAACGUGAUGGAGAUGAUACGGCGGACGAGCCUGAGCGACGCGGAGAGCUGGCGCAAGGUGGAACACAAUGUGGGCACGAGUGAGAAGAAGUAUGUCAAGGAGAUUCACGAUAUGUUGAAGGGGUGGAGGUGGGAGUGGGAGGCCAAGAAGGGGUCGGAGCACGCGUUUGUGUAUAAUUUCAGGACGGGGAGAUGUAUCUAUUACGACUUGUCGGCUUGAUCGAGUCGGUUGGGUGUUUGAGGCCUCGGGGAGGUACAUAGGUAGCUAGGUUACUUGCUCUAGUUGGUGGUUGGAGGUGUGUAUAAUAGUUUCACCGGAUGAUAUCCGACUCGGACAAAUCUCUACCUAUUGGUCUAGUCAUCUCAUCCG
This is a messenger RNA of Neurospora tetraspora, 5489 nucleotides long. Its product is annotated as anticodon binding domain of tRNAs-domain-containing protein. Gene Ontology annotation, cellular component: nucleus; cytosol; cytoplasm. The record is from RefSeq and is a predicted model, not a curated record. Bases 399 to 5339 code for a protein of 1646 amino acids. The transcript is spliced from 5 exons. Gene Ontology annotation, molecular function: eukaryotic translation initiation factor 2alpha kinase activity; protein binding; ATP binding. Gene Ontology annotation, biological process: regulation of translational initiation by eIF2 alpha phosphorylation; DNA damage checkpoint signaling; negative regulation of cytoplasmic translational initiation in response to stress. NCBI's taxonomy places the organism in Eukaryota, Fungi, Ascomycota, Sordariomycetes, Sordariales, Sordariaceae.